CUUACUGUUAUGGCUGAUACUAAAGAAGCUAAAAUGCAGAUAACACCAGAAACUCCAGGGCGAGUCAGCAUCCUGAAUCCUUUUGAAAGUCCUAGUGAUUAUUACAGUCUUCAGGAACAGAUUGUUUCCAGUCCUUCAGUCUUCAAAUCAACAAAACACUCACCUACACCAGGAAAAUUUAGAUGGUCUAUUGAUCAGCUUGCUGUAAUAAAUCCUGUGGAAAUUGACUUGGAAGAUGUUCAACGCCAAGCAAUGUAUUUGAGUCAUGAUAGAAUUGAUAAGGAGACAGAAGACAGAAGGCAAAAAGCCAUUGAGGAGUUUUUCACAAAAAGGCUCAUAGUUCCUUCUCCUUGGACUGAACAUGAAGGAAAGCAAGUUUCACAGUUUAAUUCUGGUAAAUAUCUAAAUAACCUUUCUCCAAUUGGAAGACAGCUAACUUUGCAGCCUGACAAAAGCAAUGCUGCUUGUCAGACAGUACUGUCUUUGCCAGUGGAUUUUAAUUUAGAGAAAAUACUAGGUGAAUAUAUCAGAACUGAUGAAUUCUCAGAUCAGUCUCAGGGAAAUCUGAGCUCUUCAUCACUCAGAAGAAAGCUGUUUUUAGAAGAAAAUGGAAGUGUGUCUGAGUGUUUGUCUAUUUCUCCACAUAGUCCAUGUGGUAAUCAGCCACUUGGAGUGCUUUGUUCAAUAGACAUCUCUCCAGUUCGGUGCAGAAGCCCUCUGGAAACACCUAGCUCAGGUCAGAUUUCAUCAAGUCCUAUUCAGGGAGGAGCAAGUAUUUACAGUCUGGGAAGUAUAACCAGUCCCACAUUUCCACAGGGGUCUCCUGCCCCUAAUGGUUCUCCUGCUUUUUCACCAAUUGCUUUUCACAUAAGAAAGACACCACUGUCAGACCAAAGAAAAUUCACAUUUUGUUCUCCAGAUAUUCCUUCUUCCUCAAAUAAAAUUACACCCCCAGCUACAAGAAGUCCUUAUAUAGAUGGUUGUUCUCCAAUUCAAAAGUCUUCUCCUAUGAGACUUGGAGCAUGCAGAACUACUCAGUUUCAGACUUCUGUCAUUAGGAUACCGAUUGCUGUUGAGAACCACAGUGAGAAUGAGGAAGACAAGGAGAAUGCUUCUCCAUCAGAAGCUCGGUUCCCAGAAAUGGAUAAUGGAAUAACUUUACGCCAGCAAGAUGGGGAUACUUUUACACAUGGCACACAUCUUGUGGUAGCAACUGUGUCUAUUGCACCAGAUCACUCAGAAGCUUGUCAUCAAAGGCUGUCACCAUUUCAGGAUAUGGAAGGCUCCAAGGAAAAUAAUACUGUAGAUAUGGCUGACAUAGCUGAAGUGUCAGAGGAAAACAUUUGGAUAAAAGAAACAAUUGGCAAUAGCAAUGCACCAAUGACCAGCUUUAUGACAGGGAUUACUUUCAGUAUUGAAAACUCUCGUGUGUUCAUGUCACCUCUUGCAGAAAGCAGCGGAAUUCCUUGUGACAACAGUAGUAUUCAGGUGGACAGUGGUUAUAAUACACAGACUUGUGGAAGCAGCAUUAUGGAUACUGCGGGGGCCCAAAACAGUUGCAGAGAAAAUGAUGUGAACAUUAACAUGUUUCAGAAUAAAUCUCAGCUGCUUAGAACAAAGGAGGUUUCUGUUUCAAACCAUAAGGACAAUCAAUUGCUGAGACCAAAAUCUCCAGAGAAGCAAUCCUGUUUGCAAAAAGCAAAACCACAUUGUACAGUACUUGGUCAAAAUGCAGCUUGCAACAUUUCUGCCUGGAAACAUCAAAAUGAAAAUCAAGUUCAGGGAUUUUGCAAAGCCGAUAUGUAGUUCUGUGAUGGAGAAGAUUACAUUGUGAUGUCUAAUAAAUUUUUAUGCAUAUGACCUCAGUUACCUGGAUUAUACAUACUAUUUGGGUUUUUUAAUGCAAGUGUAAUAAAUUGUCUGGUAUGUAUUAAGGGGGGGUUAAAUAAUGUGGGAUUCUUCAGGUUUUAUUAACAAAUGUACUGGUAUUAUUAAGCAACCCUUUUGAAAAUUAAGGCAGCUAGACUCGGUGUAAAGAAACCACAUUAGGUUUAUUUUCUGGAAUUGUGUUCUUUCAGUGAUUAGGAUAGAUUCCAUGAGGAGCCUUCUUUUGAAAGGUUGGACCUAAUUUGAACUUGAAGAGGAAUAUUUCAGAUAGGCUGGGCAAACCUGGGGUAACUUGCAUAGGAGCCAGUGUAACUGUAAAACCACCUACAUUUUAAGACUUAAGACAACUUAAAAAGGCAUGAGGGAUUUUUUUCUUUGUGGGAGAGAAAAAGGAGUGUUUAGUUUUCAUUUGAUUGUUUUUUCCCUGAUCAGACGUAUUGUGUGGCUUCAGGAAUGCUAGCAGUGGUGCCAAGAAAGAGUUGCUGGAUAGGAGUGAACUGCUGGGGGUGUGAGGAGGGCUGGGUGCAUGUCUGUGUCAGUCUAAAGGAAAAGUGAUGGAACUCGGCUCUGACUUCAUGAGGAAGGAAUAAGAUCAGUGUCCCAGAAACAGGUCCCUGGAAUACCUAUAUGUUUUUAUACUAGACUGCAAACUGUUAAAAAAAGGGCCUUUGAUUUUAAUACCAGGCUAGUUCGUAAUUAGAUGUUCCUUGUGAACAGCUGCAUAAAAACUGCAUUCUAGUUAUGGAAGUUGAAAAAAAAGUAUGAAAAGUCUGAAAGUCUGAAAAGUAUGAAGUAUGAAAAUAAAACCAACCCCAAAUCUAACUUUAUUAAUAAUAAAGUUUAUGCCCAAAGAAGCCCACUAAUCUUGAAGUGGAUCACCUGACUCCGCCAGUGUCUCCUAAAAGCACUUUGUCCAAACUAAAACUCCAGUACCCUUUUGAGGGAACGUAAGAAGGUGCAAGAAGAUUAAUUGGUGUCAGUACAUCAUUGAGAGUGGUGCAGCCUUCCUACUAGUAAACCAUUACACUUCCCUUUUAUGUUUAAUUCCCAGUACUGCUUACUGUACUGUAAGCAACUGUUAGGUUGCUUACAGAAAUUGCCAAAAUAUUUAAUAGAUAAACAUUUAGAGAUAUAAUUAACUUUUGUAUGGCACUUACUACAAAAAGUAUUAAUAUAAACAAAGUCUCGAUACUGUCAAGAAAACCACUGAUGAACAGAAGUACUGGAAUGAGGAGGGUCUGGAAGCCCAGAACACCCUUUGCCUAAUCAAAUCAGAUGUGAUUAAAUUUGAUUUGUUUAGAAGAACCUUCUGGAAGUUCUAAAUAUGAAUGUGGAGGCAGGGAGGGGAUCAAUAUGGUAAUGUUGUAGCCCUAGUGGUUAUGAAGAGGAGAUAAGGGAAAUUCUGUGGUCCCCAGGCUCUGUGCUUGUACAGCUCUGGAGUGAACUUUAUUGCAUUAAUCAAAGAAAACAGUCUAUGCCAGUAGGUGCUCCCUGGGUGAAGGAGCCUUCGCUCUGUCCGUAGCAAGGACACCCAGUCCCAGGGUUCUGGGUGGAAGUUUGGGUUCUGUUCUGUUCAGCAGGGCCCAGAAAAGCUUGUAUCAAAGCCCAAAACAGCUCACAGGUCAGAUUCAUCCCCUAAAUUUGAAGGUGAUGGAUGAUGUUUUCUGAAAAUCUGAAAAGGGGGGAGGUGCAAGCAGAACUGGGAUAGCAUUAAAACCAAAUGCCUCAGGCCUGAGACUUGAGCAAGUGGUGUAUGGAGAUACAACAGUUCUUUAAAUGGUUUCAUUAAGAAUUUAACCAGGGAAGGCUUUCUGAAAAAUAUACUGAAAGGGAAACUCCUGUGCCAUCAUCUAAGCUGCUUGGGUUUAGUUCUCACACUGCAAAAGUAGUAAUUAAGAAAAUCACUUUAGAUUCCUAACCAGCAGACAUGGACAUGUAGUGGGUUUACUUCCACAGCAAUUUCAUCAAUCAGUAUUUCAGUAAUGCAGAUGGAAUUCACAGUAAUUGAAUGUAACGUCCUGCAGUGUCUGUUUCACCACCUUGAAGCAGUGCCCUGCUACAAGGUGGAAAUGCACUGAACUGGUAACUUUAAGGGGACGAAGUUGUUGAAGUAGAGAAUGAACUUGGACUUCUGAAUUUAUUUAAUAGGGCCUUCAAAAUGUCCUUAGCCUUAGCUUGUAAGGUUGCAGUUCCAAAGCAAGGCACAACUUGUCUGAGGUUUAAAAGUUAGUUAUGACCUUGCACCUUGUUAACAGAAAUCAACUAAAAGGACAAAUUUCAAAUCUCCAGACUAUACAAAGGAUUUAUUUUUGCAAGUAUGAUUACUAAAGUUAGGAAUAAUGUUAAUGUAAUGGGGAAGAUUAAAAGCAAGGUGGUCCAAAUGAUGAUGUUUUUGAACUGUUUCCCGUAACAGCUAUACUUAAGAUUAGAUUUUAUUUUUUUAAUUAAAAUUUUUAAUUCUUGAUAUGUUCAAUGAUCAGAGGCUUUUGGAGUAUUUGCAGAUAAUAAAAGCAAUUGCUAAGCUACUUAACUGCACCCUGCAGAAGUGUUUUCUUAAAGGUAAUGUAACAGCAGAAAUGAGUGAAAGUGAGAAGUAAUUAAGGAUCCCCCCAAAUAAAUUGCCUGUAUUUUCUGUCUUGUUUUAUAGUCUUCAAUUGGAUGGGAAUUAUUUAUUUUAUGAAAGUGUGCAUGUGUUUUCAUGAUGUUUGUGUAACUGCUUUGUAUAAGAAACCUGCUGUGCAAAUUACCCUGAAAUCCUUUGACCAUUGUUUCUCUGGUUGUACUUCACAUGUUGGUUGGCACAUGUUGCACAAAAAGGUCAUUGUUUACAUUAAAUUAAUUACAGUAGUUUUAAGGAGAGUCCUUUAACAUAAAUGUAUUAACUAUACAUUUAAUAGUGAAACAGAAUAAAGACAUCUCUUUCACACCUA
Messenger RNA from Melopsittacus undulatus (budgerigar), 4817 nucleotides. RefSeq names its product BORA aurora kinase A activator (gene BORA). Gene Ontology annotation, cellular component: nucleus; cytoplasm. Gene Ontology annotation, molecular function: protein kinase binding. Bases 10 to 1806 code for a protein of 598 amino acids. The transcript is spliced from 11 exons. NCBI's taxonomy places the organism in Eukaryota, Metazoa, Chordata, Aves, Psittaciformes, Psittaculidae. The record is from RefSeq and is a predicted model, not a curated record. Gene Ontology annotation, biological process: regulation of mitotic nuclear division; regulation of mitotic spindle organization; activation of protein kinase activity.